GACGAGGUCCGUCCCGGACCGGUUCCCCCAUAGCGUCGCCCUUCGGACUAGGCCGCGCUCUCCGCCCGUGGCGCUCUCGUCGCCUACCGACGCCGGGAUGCGGGUGCUGCGGAAAGGGCUGAGCUUGCUGGGGCGGCCGGGGGUCCUCCGCGGGCCCCACCAGCCCCUCUAUCAGCAAGGGCAGAGCCCUUCGCCGCGGACCCGCGAGUACUUCUAUUAUGUCGACCACCAGGGACAGCUUUUCCUGGACGAUGCCAAGGUCAAGAAUUUCAUCACCUGCUUCAAAGAAAAGCAGUUCUUGGUCUUCUUCUUCAAGCAACUGACCAUGAACCGGAGCGGGCGCUACGAAGACUCCUUCCCUUACCUGUCUCCCUGUGGCCGGGAGCACAACUACGUCCGCUGCGAUGACCGGCCCGUUGUCUUCACCCACCUCCUGCGGGGAACCUCGGGGGAGGAGCUGCUCUCCUACUGCGGCGGGGCUGAGAGGCUGGUGGUGCCCUUCCAGCCAGAGAAGCUGCUGAUGUUGCCCGAGAACGGGCGCGUCUACCACCCGGGCCCGGAGAAAGCUGGCGGAGUAGGGCUGGUGAAAUCCGCACUGGCCUUUGAACUCAGCCCCGGCUUCCAGUACGACCGGGGGGCCGGCCAGCCCCCCACCCAUUUCCACUGGCAGAACCAGCGCCAUGCCCUGACGAACGAGUUGCUGCCCUUUAUCCGAGGCAAGACAGAGGAGGAAGGAGCCCAGGACUAAGAACGGCCCUGGCCUGUGAACUAUACCCGGCCUUCUGAACCGCACGGGAGUCCCUGGAGCCCGUCUCCAUAGUUGGCCGCAGCAACAGCUAGUGGGGGACCCCCUUCCCAUUAUCCCAUGGAUUUUCUUUAUCCAGGUGGAUAAUCCGAUGAAGCCGGUGGAAAGUUUCUGAUCCAAGGCCAGCCACCUUCCUGGGAGGGCUGGGUGGUAGAACUGCUUGGAAUAAAAUGGAGCUCUCUCUUGCUCUCUCAUGCUGCAGACCGGUGGUAUGUUCAAGCAGGAGACCUAAGAAGCUUCAGAGAUAUUCGCCCUUCUGUCUGUAGUGCCGUAGAGUUCUGUGGG
Messenger RNA from Pogona vitticeps (central bearded dragon), 1090 nucleotides. It is a transcript of the gene C4H8orf82, whose product is annotated as chromosome 4 C8orf82 homolog. The record is from RefSeq and is a predicted model, not a curated record. Lineage: Eukaryota; Metazoa; Chordata; Lepidosauria; Squamata; Agamidae.